Messenger RNA from Branchiostoma belcheri (Belcher's lancelet), 804 nucleotides. RefSeq lists its product as uncharacterized. Bases 1 to 804 code for a protein of 267 amino acids. NCBI's taxonomy places the organism in Eukaryota, Metazoa, Chordata, Leptocardii, Amphioxiformes, Branchiostomatidae. The transcript is spliced from 3 exons. Gene Ontology annotation, molecular function: protein binding. The record is from RefSeq and is a predicted model, not a curated record.
AUGGGCAGGUUGGAUCUAACCUAUAACAGACUGGUUCAUGUGAAGCGGAGCUGGUUCGCUGUUCUGACGUCGUUCCUUGUUUCGCUGGCUUUGUCCAGUAACCAGAUAACGCGGAUGGAGCCCCGGUGUUUCACUGGUCUAUGGAACCUCCACUAUCUGUACCUGAACGACAACCUGCUACGGAACGUGGACCCGGACUGGUUUACCGGGCUGAACAAGCUGAAUGAGCUCAACUUGGAGUUGAACUGCAUCGAGGUUAUUGACGCGGGGACUUUUGAACACCUGACCCAGCUGUACAGACUGACUCUAGCUGGAAACAGUUUGUCACAUUUGGACGGAGGCACGUUCUGGGGGCUAAACUCUCUCAUUGUUCUGGGCAAAAUCGGGGCAAGGUCUGCACACGAUCUGGAGUGGAGUCUUGCUCUUGGAAAUUCUGAUGAUUUCUAUAAGGGACAGGACGUGUCUGUGAAAAUUGACCAAUGCAGACAGGCGUGGGGUGCCGCCGGCCUGACCGUGGCCUUAUACGGUUGGUUGAACCUUCGACUGGUGUCCUUUUGGGAGGAAAACGAAGAGAAGGAGACUCUCGCCAUUGUAUUCGAUCAGACGAUCGACUGUGUUGCCAGGACAACAGGCUGCGUUACCAGGACAACAGACUACGUUGUCAGGACAACAAACAACGUUCUCAGGACGACGGACCACGUCGUCAUGGCAACAGACCCCGUUCUUAGGACAGCAGACGACGAUAGGACAACAGACCGCAUUGACAUUGACGACAUUUUCACCGGCCAGUACUAUCCUGAAUAG